Molecule: messenger RNA, 2444 nt
Organism: Telopea speciosissima
Lineage: Eukaryota; Viridiplantae; Streptophyta; Magnoliopsida; Proteales; Proteaceae
Product: pentatricopeptide repeat-containing protein At4g08210-like
Exons: 2
Coding region: 151-2223 (690 amino acids)
Biological process (GO): RNA modification
Molecular function (GO): protein binding; RNA binding
Source: RefSeq, a predicted model, not a curated record
GUAAUACUAGUGUUGUUAAUUAACAAAGAUGAAAUGAAGAUCCUCUACCGUCUUUGAAGAAAUCGGUGUAAAGGUUUUCUCAUUUCAGAGAUUGAAAUCCUCCCCUGCUCAGCGCAGGUUUAUUCUGGACUUUUUCCUUCAUGGGUUGGUAUGGACUUGAAUUGGGUCGUUAGAGCUAUACACCAUUGUCGGCGAAUUCUAUCUUUCGGUCCUGGGAAGGCAUUCCAUUCUCACUUAAUAAAACUUGGGUUCUUAAAGGAAGUUUUUAUAGUAAAUAAUUUGAUUGCCAUGUACGUAGAUUUCAGCUUUCUUGAUGAUGCCCAACAGUUGUUUGACGAAGCGGCUAAGAGAAAUGUGGUAACAUGGACCACAAUGAUCUCUGCAUGUAAUGCGGCUCGAAGUCCUCUUGAAGCAUUGAGGUACUUCAACUGGAUGUCAGAGUCUGAAUCAGAAAUGCCCAAUAGUUUUACGUUUUCUGCAGCUCUGAAAGCAUGUGCCCUCUUGGGGAGUCUCGAAUUGGGUAAGUCGAUCCACAGAAAUAUUCCUAAAGCUACAUUGGAAUCUGAUACUGUUUUGAUGAAUAGCCUUCUUGACAUGUAUGUUAAAUGUGGGAGUUUGUAUGAUGCUCAGAAAGUUUUUGAUGGGGCUUUGUUACCAAAUUCAAAUUCAUGGAACACGAUCAUUGGAGGGUAUUCGAAGGAAGGUAGGAUGGUGGAGGCACUGAAUCUAUUUCAUCAAAUGCCUGAACCUAAUGUUGUCUCAUGGAAUACCAUUAUUGCAGGCUUGACACUUAAAGAGAGUGUACAGGCAUUGGAAUUUGCAUCUUCAAUGCACAGAAAAGGCAUUAGGUUUGAUCAGUUUACAUUCCCUUGUGCUCUGAAUGUAUGUGGGUGUCUGCAUCUAUUAACAGUGGGGCAACAGAUCCACUGUUAUGUGGUCAAAUCUGGGUUUGAGUCUGGUUGUUAUACUGGAUCUGCUUUAGUUGAUAUGUAUGCAAAAUGUACUAGGGUGGAUGAAGCAACUAAGUUUUUUGAUCAAUACUCACAACAUGAAGCAUCUGUUCAUGAUAAGCUGGCACUUUGGAAUUCUAUGCUUUCUGGUUAUGUUCUUAAUGAACACCAUGAUGCGGCACUUGAUCUGAUUUCAAAAAUGCAUGGCUCAGGUGCAUUUCUUGAUUCAUACACCUAUAACAGUGUUCUGAAGAUCUGUACUGACUUGCUUAAUUCAAGUCUUGGGCUUCAAGUCCAUGGCUUAAUUGUUACAAGUGGGUAUGAAUUAGAUUGUGUUGUUGGAAGUGUUCUUACAGAUUUUUAUGCAAAACAUGGAAACAUGACGAAUGCAUUAUUAUUGUUUCAGAGGCUUCCCAAGAAGGAUAUAAUUGCAUGGUCCGGUUUGAUUGCAGGAUGUGUUAAAAAAGGAUCACACUUUUUAGCAUUUUCUCUAUUCAAAGAUAUGUUUUUUUCAGAUCUUGAAGUGGAUCAGUUUGUUAUUUCAAGUGUUCUUAAAGCUUGUUCAGAUCUAGCAGGAUUUGAAAGUGGUAAACAGGUUCACACUUACUCUAUUAAGAGUGGAUAUGAAAUGGAGGGAGUGGUUGUCACCUCUCUCAUUGAUAUGUACUCAAAAUGUGGUGAAAUUGAAGCUAGCUUAAAGUUGUUUAAUGGUGUCAGCAACAGAGACACUGCGUGUUGGACGGGGAUCAUAGUUGGGUGUGGGCAAAAUGGUAAACCAGAGCAGGCAAUACAAUUUUUCCAAGAUAUGCUGAAAUCAGGGGCAAAGCCAAAUUUGAUCACAUUUUUAGGAGUUCUUUCAGCAUGUAGACAUGUUGGUUUGGUGGGGGAAGCUUGGAUCUUUUUCAGGUCUAUGGGAGUGGAGCAUGGGCUGGAACCCCGUCUGGAGCAUUACAGUUGCAUGGUUGAUCUUCUUGGUCGAGCUGGAUGUUUUGAUGAGGCAGAGAAGUUGGUACUCUCAAUGCCAUAUGAGCCGGAUCACAACAUAUGGAUCUCCUUGCUUGGUGCCUGUGGGAUUCACAGGAAUGCUGAACUUGGUAAGCGCAUUGGUAGACAUCUUCUUGAAGUCUCGCCAGAAGAUCCAUCUGUGUAUGUGACAUUGUCGAAUAUUUAUUCUUCUCUGGGACUGUGGGAAGAAUCAAGCAAAUUGAGAUGUGUCAUGAAAAAGGUGGGGAUAAAGGAAGCAGGGAAAAGCUGGAUUGAGGUCAGUAGUUAAGAAAUGCUGCUGAGAGAGCAGGACACAGCUCCUUCUGAUGGUUGGGAAGGAUUACAGACCAACCCCUAGUGGAGGGAUUCCCAUGAAAAGCAAAUUACAGUUUACAAAAAUGCUUGCACACUUUUUCCCCAUCUAUGUUCUACAGAUCAACGAAGUUCUAUUUUCUGCAACAACCUCGAGGUUGUUCAUUAGAUCACUAGGAAUGGAAAAAGAAAGAGGAU